This is a messenger RNA of Rhagoletis zephyria (snowberry fruit fly), 1412 nucleotides long. Its product is annotated as sperm-associated antigen 7. The record is from RefSeq and is a predicted model, not a curated record. Lineage: Eukaryota; Metazoa; Arthropoda; Insecta; Diptera; Tephritidae. Gene Ontology annotation, molecular function: nucleic acid binding.
AAAAUUCGCUGUGUGAACCCAGUCUUUCGUUUCAUUCUUACCUCGUCCAUUGUGCUAAUGCUGCUUCUCUGUAUUUAACGUUCUCUGUAGUAGGCUGCGUAACAGCGUCCUAAUCGAACAGACCUGUUUUUCUUUGUUUCUUCACACACGAUAUCCUAAUCGGUUGGGUCCAAAAAUUUACUACCGCGAGCAGUUAAGGGACUUUUUUGACAGAACAGAACGAACGGAGCAAAACAGAUACGAAGGUACUAGGAAGGAAUAGAAAAGAGACGAAAAAUUAAACAGCUGGGUAACGUUGGACAAUAGAAAAAACAAAAGAACCUCUAAUAAGCAGCAAAACUUUUAAAAUUUUACCUUGCUGCUUAAAUUGCGUUCGUUGUGUCUCCGACUGUUGCAAUUUGUUUAUUGUUAAAAUAUAAAAGUCGCCGAAACCCGCCAUGGAUUUGCUGAAUUCAAUACUCAAUUCAAUGGAAAAACCUCCGGCAGCCACAGAGCAACAAAAAAAGUUAAUAAAGAAACAAAAAGAGCUUGCUGAACACAUAAAAAACAAACAAAAAGAAGAGCUAAAUCGAUUUCGUAAAUAUGUGGAGGAUCGCAUUGGGCGCUUUGCCAAGGAUGAUCGCCCGCAUAUUGAGUUUCAGCCGCUGGACAAGGUGCAUCGUGCCAUUAUACAUGAGGUAGCGGAAUUUGGUGGCUUUAUUGCCAUGAGCUUUGGUCGGGAGGAUAUCGAUCGGCACUCGGUUGUCUAUAAAAAGGAAAAUGCACCAUCAGAGGAUGAAAUAGCUGCACGUCGAAAUGGUGACGGAUGGAAUGAAGAAGUGGCCAAAGAAUACGCUGAGAGGCGAAAGCAACAACGUGAAUUAGAAAGUGAACAGAAGAGACUGGCACGUGCUUCCAACCAACAACCAACUACCAGUGAGUCUGACAUAAAGCCAACGAGCAACUAUAAAGACAAAUAUGCCCAUCUUAUUGGGCAAGAAGCUGCCUUGGAGGCUGCACGCAAAACGGAGACUAAUAAGAGUUAUGGUUUUGUUCCAAGUAAAAAUAAGAAGGAUAUGCGGUCAAUAGAGCAAACCUUAGCCGAUAUACAGGCAAAGAAAAAGCGCAAACUCGAACAGCAACAACAGAUUGAGAAACCAGAUCUGGAACAAGCAAACGUUGUUGAACAACAGCGAAAUUCCUUAGGUGCAGAUGAAGGAACGCAAGCUGCUGUAUUAAUUGCUAAUGCUGAAGAUCAGUGAUAAUUGAAGCGAACAACUAUAAUUGAAUUAAUACACGCUUGACGACUGCUUCGGGUCUUUGCAUCAACUUGCAAUAAAUUGCAAUAUUUUUACUAUUACGAGAUCACAACUGAAUUGUUAACUAUUUGAAAUGCCGUUGAGUAAAAAGCAUAAAUACAUUAAAUUAAAAUA